Messenger RNA from Helobdella robusta, 558 nucleotides. RefSeq lists its product as hypothetical. Bases 1 to 558 code for a protein of 185 amino acids. The transcript is spliced from 8 exons. Gene Ontology annotation, molecular function: serine-type endopeptidase inhibitor activity. Gene Ontology annotation, biological process: response to wounding. Lineage: Eukaryota; Metazoa; Annelida; Clitellata; Rhynchobdellida; Glossiphoniidae. The record is from RefSeq and is a predicted model, not a curated record.
AUGUGCUCCAUAACAACGUGUUUUCGAUCCAUACAGGAUAACAUUUUUCUUGCUAAAAUAAAUAUUCUCUGUUAUUCUGUGAAAACCUUGGCGUGGGUGCAACACCAGAAGGGCUACGAACUCACUGAAAAAAUCCACUCCAAAAAGAAUAGGAACAUUGUUAUGCAAGCUAUUUUGAAGGACAUGCCGAACGUGCAAUUUUUUGAAAUUGUAUCUGUUGACUACGAAAAAUAUUCCGAAGAAUUUUGGUACAACCAAGUCAGAUUGGUUUACGAUGAAUCGACUGAUGUCGUCACUCAGGUACCAAAGUUUUUCGGACAGGAGCCAAAACUCAGCCUAGUGCCUAAUAUCAUCGGGAAGAGUUAUAACUCUGUUAUACAAUCUUUGAAAAAAGAAAUUCCAGGUCUAAAAGUGAUUGUCUUCAAAAAUGAUAAAGAAAUCUUUUCAACGUCUGCUAAAGUUGCAGACUACGUAAGAUUGGAUGUUGAUGAUUCUGAGCAGGAAUUAGAACUCUUCUUGUUGGGUCUUCAACUUGGAAUAUGUUUCUUGGCGUUUUAA